Molecule: messenger RNA, 363 nt
Organism: Fusarium fujikuroi IMI 58289
Lineage: Eukaryota; Fungi; Ascomycota; Sordariomycetes; Hypocreales; Nectriaceae
Product: related to rasp f 7 allergen
Exons: 2
Coding region: 1-363 (120 amino acids)
Source: RefSeq, a predicted model, not a curated record
AUGUUCUCCAAGCUCUUCCUUCUCGCUCUUCCCCUCGUCCUCGCAGCUCCGGCUGUCAAGCGCACCGAGGGCGACAUCACCUUCUACACCCCCGGCCAGGGCGCCUGCGCUGGAACCCACGGCGUCGAGGACAUGGUCGCUGCCGUCGGUGCCAACCUCUACGACACUCAGGAUGUCUGUGGCAAGACCAUCACCCUCCAGGGCGAUGCUGGUACCGUGACCCUCACUGUCGUCGAGGAAGUCUCUCACACCCGCUGCGAGGCCUGCAAGGACACCGACCUUGAUGUCUCCCCUGCUGCCUUUGAGCAGGCCAUCGGACCCAAGAACAUUGGACGCGGCAAGGGAACUUGGAACUUUGUUUAA